CGACAGAGCGCAGCGCGGAGUGCGGUGAAGUGCUCUUGCUCUAGUCUCCGCCUCUGCCAGCACCACCGCGGAUGACGUUAAACAACAAAGAUGGCAGGAGGAAACAGCAACUAUUGGGAAGACCUGCGGAAGCAGGCGAGGCAGCUGGAGAACGAGCUGGAUCUGAAGCUGGUGUCCUUCAGUAAGCUGUGCACCAGUUACAGCAGCUCUCGGGACGGCCGUAGAGGAGACAGUUCGGAUACAACACCUUUGCUCUCCAACUCGACUCAGGACAGAAUGUUUGAGACCAUGUCAGUGGAGAUUGAGCAGCUACUUGCAAAACUUACAGGGGUGAAUGACAAGAUGGCUGAGUAUACGAGCACGCCGGGAGUAACAUCUCUGAAUGCUGCUCUAAUGCACACUCUCCAAAGGCACAGAGACAUCCUGCAGGACUACACACAUGAAUUUCAUAAAACCAAAUCAAACUUCAUGGCAAUCAGGGAGAGAGAGGAUCUUUUGGGAUCUGUGCGAAAAGACAUUGAGACAUAUAAGAGUGGCUCGGGGGUGAAUAACAGGCGGACAGAGCUCUUCCUGAAAGAACAUGAGCACCUGAGAAACUCGGAUCGGCUUAUCGAUGACACAAUAAGCAUUGCAAUGGCAACUAAGGAGAACAUGACCUCCCAGCGAGGUUUGUUGAAGUCUAUACAAAGCAGGGUCAACACCCUGGCCAACCGUUUCCCUGCCAUCAAUAACCUAAUACAGCGGAUCAACUUAAGGAAGAGACGGGACUCAUUAAUUCUGGGAGGAGUCAUCGGCAUCUGCACCAUCCUUCUGCUGCUAUAUGCGUUUCACUGACGGACAGGGGAGCUAACCGAUUUCUUUUGGUGGGCGUUCUGCAGAGCAGUGGCAAAGCCUUGAGAAAAGGGCUCAAUGAGAGGCGGACCAUUAAGGGCCACAAAGCAGAAGCCCACCUGGCCUAGUCUGGAAACAGGAUUGAUUGUGGCCAGCAUGGACCUUAUUUGUAUUUAGCAUCGGGAGGGGUUUAGCUCUAACAGCCUUUUUUUGUUUCUGUACUACAAACAAUGCGCUGUUCGGAUUGUUGAACUGGGACCGGAGACCAAAUUACUAACAGGAAUAGAUUUCAAAGAGCAUAUUAUAACACAAUGGCUUUGAGAUGAGAGCGAUGCUGUGAAGCAUUGACUUGGCGUUGCGCUGUUCCUGUAUAUUAUUAAUCGGAAGAGGGUUUUAAUUUGAUGAUCCUUUUAGUAAGAGGGUUUCUCAUCAUGCUGUGUACUUUGUGAAUUAAUAAAUUAUUCAUAUACAGGAUAUUAAAAAUGUGUGUCAAACACUAGAGGUCCGUCAUCUAAAGCUUCUAUUUUUUAGAUAUUUCUAAUCUCAUCAGUGAUAUUUUACACUGGAGAAGAAGGGUGUGUUGGAAAACGGGAGUCCGAAAAUAAAAUCGCUUGACAUGUCUAACCUUUUUCUUUCAAGGUGCUGUUGUUUAUGUUUUAACUGAUGUCUCUUUAAGUUUAGAGCAGGUUCAGGUUAAGAAUAGCUGGCUAAACCGACAACCCUGCACUCGCAGCCCAUUCAUCUGCUGACUUACAGUACAUCCACAAAGCUCCUCCUAUGGACCUGGAGCGUGAGAGACAGAAGCAGGCCAGAGCUUUAACAUGAUGAAUAUACAAGCUGAGAAGCAUUGAUCCAGGCAAAUGAAAUAGUAGCACAGGGAUUGCGUGUAGAGGUAAGACCAGCACUUUACACAGCAGGGUUGUAGGAAAGAGAAGGAAGGAUUGGACGCCUUAAUGUCACCACCUGUUUCUCUAUCCCUCUUGUGUUUACAAAUAGUGUCGCAUCCAUAAAAGUGAGCGUUUCUGCUGAGUCUCUUACAUCUGGACCAGUCAGACUGGUUGGCUGUAUGCCAAAGUUCUUGUUAGACAAGUGGAAUCUGUUUGCCUGAGGUAGGACUGGGUGAUAAAUAACUGUAAUUAUUGUGAUAUAAUUGUCCUUGAUAAAUAAUAUCAAGAGUUUGAUAAAUGUUUAUGCUGCAAAAGUGAAAUGAAACAUUUGAGCUGCGCCACACGGACCAUUUAUCCGCUCGGCUCACUAGAGCUUACUAGAGCAGAUGCGUUUACGCGCUGUGAGAUUCAGUGUGAAGUGCAUGAAUUCAGUGAAGAACACAAAUGAGUCAGUGAUUAUUAAACUAGUUUAAUGCCAGAUGAAACAGCGCUGACAAACACUGUGUAACAACCGGAUCUCAUGACGAAAAUGUACCUGUGGGAAGACGUGAGACGUGAAAUACGUACUGCCAUGUAUUUUUCGUGACACAUUCGAUUCCAAAGAGCGUUUAUUUGUUUUUUUUUCUAUGGAACAGAUGAAUGAACAUAUGGUACGUUAUAAGUGACAUUUGGUUUUGUACAUCUCACUGCAGUUCUGACUUGAAAUAUCAGUUGA
Labeo rohita (rohu) is the source of this 2433-nucleotide messenger RNA. It is a transcript of the gene gosr1, whose product is annotated as golgi SNAP receptor complex member 1. Gene Ontology annotation, biological process: endoplasmic reticulum to Golgi vesicle-mediated transport; vesicle fusion. The transcript is spliced from 9 exons. Gene Ontology annotation, cellular component: Golgi medial cisterna; cis-Golgi network; SNARE complex. NCBI's taxonomy places the organism in Eukaryota, Metazoa, Chordata, Actinopteri, Cypriniformes, Cyprinidae. The record is from RefSeq and is a predicted model, not a curated record. The coding region runs from base 91 to 834 and encodes 247 amino acids. Gene Ontology annotation, molecular function: SNAP receptor activity.